GACGUUGGCAGGUGACUCGGAUUUACUAACGGUAUACAACGCAUAUUGCGCCUGGAAACGCACACGAGGCACGCCCGGAUCAAACGAAUAUGCAUUCUGCCGGAAGAAUUUCCUCUCGCCUCAGACACUACUCAACAUCGAAGACGUCAAACUCCAGCUCAUGGUCUCCAUCGCCGACGCAGGCCUAAUCACCCUUGACGCAAAUCAGAAGUCAUCCCUCAAUCGAGCCCGCUCCACCCGCCAACGCCACUUCUUCACCACUCCGCCCACCCACGAUACAAACAGCACAAACGACACGCUGAUCCAGUCUGUCAUCGCAUGGAGCUUCUACCCCAAGCUCCUAACCCGCGAGGGCAAAGGAUGGCGUAACAUCGCGAAUAACCAAGCCGUCACGCUGCACCCGACAUCUGUCAACAAAGGCUCGGAUCCGAGUGUCGUCAAGUACCUGAGCUACUAUCAUAUCAUGCAGGGCCGGAACCGCAAUUAUAAUGCGUUCGAGACGAGCGUUGUGGAGGACUGGGCUGUGGCGGUGCUUUGUGGGGAGAACGAUUUUAAGAUGUAUGCCGGCGUUCUGUCUAUCGACACCAACCGGAUCCGGUUCUCGAUUAGAGAUUGGAAGUCCAUGCUUGCGAUUAAGGUGCUCUCAACCCGGGUGCGAGAGAUCUUAGCUGCUAUGUUCCGGGAUCCGCAGCAGCCGUUAUCAUACAAGCAGAAGCAGUGGAUGGAUAUAUGGCAGGGCAUAUUCCAGAAUAGAGAUGCAAGGCAGUAAAUAGAGCCAGCAGCUUUUGAAUAAACUAGAGUAGACCCAAGAAAAAAAACUUACAUUUAAAUA
This is a messenger RNA of Aspergillus versicolor CBS 583.65, 832 nucleotides long. Its product is annotated as putative ATP dependent RNA helicase. The transcript is spliced from 3 exons. NCBI's taxonomy places the organism in Eukaryota, Fungi, Ascomycota, Eurotiomycetes, Eurotiales, Aspergillaceae. The record is from RefSeq and is a predicted model, not a curated record. Bases 161 to 769 code for a protein of 202 amino acids.